GGGAAGAUAUGUAAAGGAGAGAAAAGGCAUAAUUUAAACCAACCACAGUAACUUCGAACUUUUGAGAAAAAAGGGAGCGUAAUACCACACAGCUGGUCUGAGAGACCUUCUGCGAAAGUUUAACAUCAAAGUGUUGUGGUUUUCUUAACAAAUUUCAUUUUCUAGCUGUUUUUUCUGUAUACAAGUAAGUAGCAUAUCUUAUCUGUUUAAUUUAUUUCAAUUCUUUUUUGGAUCGUACUUUCCCUUUGUAUAUAAAUAAAUAAUAAUGAUAUGAUAGAAUAUAUUCCUAAUUGUUUUUGUGUUGCUGAUCACAACUCUACAUAGUUAAUUAGGAACAAUAAUAAUUAUCUUUUUGAGAAGGUGUUAAGAUCGGAAUAAGAAAGAAUAGAUAUAAUUGAAUAAUUAUCGUUGAGAUCAAAUUUUACUUUAUAAUUGAAAGUCUGCAUGAUGUUAUGAAACGUAUGAGAUUAAUUGCAUGCAUAAAUAAACAAUGAUGGAUGGAAUAAUAAUAUUUCAGCGUGGAGUGCAAGUGGUAGAGGAAAGCUAGAAAUCAUCAACAGGGUUCACAUUAAAUUAAUAAGGUAAUCAGUAAGAAUGGAAGGAGGGCCGGAGGCAGCGAGUAAGCAAGAGUUCAUGGAAUUCUGGAAAAGAGCAACCAGUUCGCCUUACAUCAUGCGCCUUGCUCUAUCAGCCGGAAUUGGAGGUCUCCUCUUUGGCUACGAUACCGGUGUUAUCUCCGGAGCCUUGCUUUACAUUCGCGAAGACUUUGUAGAAGUUGAUAAGAAAUUAUGGUUGCAGGAAGUCAUUGUAAGUAUGGCUGUAGCGGGAGCCAUUAUUGGUGCUGCACUUGGUGGAUGGAUGAACGACAUGCUCGGCCGUAAGACCUCUAUCUUGGGGGCUGAUAUUGUUUUCUUUCUUGGCGCAAUAGUCAUGGCUAUUGCCCCAGCUCCUUGGGUCCUCGUCAUUGGAAGAAUUUUGGUUGGUUUUGGAGUUGGCAUAGCUUCCAUGACUUCCCCUCUCUAUAUCUUAGAAGCCUCUCCAGCUACCAUUAGAGGAGCUCUCGUUUGUAUCAAUGGUCUCCUCAUCACCUUUGGCCAAUUCCUCUCUUACCUUAUCAACCUCGCAUUCACCACGACUCCUGGAACGUGGCGUUGGAUGCUUGGGGUGGCCGGACUUCCGGCGGUGGUUCAGUUCGUUUUAAUGCUGACCCUUCCUGAGUCACCGAGGUGGUUGUACAACCAAGGGAAAGAAAAUGAGUCAAGGAAAAUCCUGGAAAAGAUUUAUAGAGCAGACGAGAUUGAAGGGGAGAUAAAAGCGAUGAGAGAAGCCGUAGAACAAGAGAAGCAAGAGGAAGGGUUGAUCGGUCAAACUCUUAGAGAGAAAAUGAAGGCUGCUUUCAGCAACGUUGCUGUUCGAAGAGGAUUGUAUGCAGGCGUGACUGCUCAAGUCGCUCAACAAUUCGUUGGCAUCAACACCGUCAUGUAUUACAGCCCAACCAUUGUUCAGUUUGCCGGCAUUGCAUCAAAAUCUACCGCACUUGCACUCUCCCUCGUCACAUCUGGUCUCAACGCCGUUGGAUCUAUCCUCAGCAUGCUUUGCAUCGAUAAAUAUGGAAGGAGAAAGCUCAUGCUCCUAUCCCUUAUUGCAAUCAUCGUUUGCCUCCUCACUCUAACUGGAGUUUUCUAUCAGGCAGCUACAACCGCUCCUCCAAUUGACAACGUUGACACCCUCAGCUUCGGUGCUAACGCUACAUGCCAGGCUUAUCUUGAUGCCCCUAAUGUCUCUUCAUGGAACUGCAUGAAAUGUUUGAAAGCUGAAUGUGCCUUCUGUGCCAGCACUGGGGGCAAUGUAAGUUCAUCACUUCCAUCUCUUUCAACUUAUAUAUAUCUAUGUAUUAGUCUAAUCUAAUCUUAACAUAAUCAAUGAACAUGAUGCAGCAU
This is a messenger RNA of Arachis ipaensis, 1940 nucleotides long. The record is from RefSeq and is a predicted model, not a curated record. NCBI's taxonomy places the organism in Eukaryota, Viridiplantae, Streptophyta, Magnoliopsida, Fabales, Fabaceae.